AUGAAUCCUUAUUUCAGUUUAUCAUCAACAAUAAAUAAUAAUAAUAAUAAUAAUAAUCAUCCAUCAAUAUUUGAAACAGAUUAUAAUCGUGGAAAUUUUCGUUUCAUAACGAAAGAUCCUACACGUAUGAAUACUUAUUCUAAUUUAAGUAUGAUACAAACAGAUACAUCUCAUCAUCAACAAUAUCAUUUUGAACAACAUCAAUCAACAAAUGAUUAUUUUUUAUCAACACCAAAUUGUAGUACAUCAUCAUGGAAACAAACUGAACCAAUAUCAUCAACAUUUCCUAUGUCAGUUACAAAUCCAAUGCUUUAUUAUGCACAUUCAUGGAUGAGACCAGAAAUUAAUAUUGAACAUAAACGUACUCGACAAACUUAUACACGUCAUCAAACACUUGAAUUAGAAAAAGAGUUUCAUUAUACGAAAUAUAUAACACGUCGACGACGGAUUGAAAUUGCUCAUAGUCUUGCAUUAACGGAACGACAAAUUAAAAUUUGGUUUCAAAAUCGUCGAAUGAAAUGGAAAAAAGAAAAUAAUUUUAAAUCACUCAAUGAUCCACAUGUUAAACUUGAAGCUAAUGCAACAAAUCAUGGUCAUAAUCAUCAUCCAUGUCCAACAUCAACUAAUGAUACAUCAUGGUCAUCAAUAUCGAAUAUUAAAAAAGAAAAUAGUCAUUCAUACAACAUCAAUGAAAAUGACGAAUGA
Rotaria sp. Silwood1 is the source of this 705-nucleotide messenger RNA. The record is from the annotation of a GenBank genome assembly. Lineage: Eukaryota; Metazoa; Rotifera; Eurotatoria; Philodinida; Philodinidae.